CUGCGGCUGACCCUGGUGUAUGUCGGUUCCCCUGUUCGUUGCGGCUUCAUCCAAUACCUGAUUCCUUCCACUCACUCACCCUUUCAUCCUCGUUUGUAUACAUUGUACAAUCCUUAGCACUUUCUACAGCCGUCAUUCGCUCGCAUCAUCCUCAGGAAUCGACACAGCCACAUACAUAGCAUAGCUUAUUCUUGCUGUGCUCAGGGACCGCGUCUGUCAUUGUUGUCUCGCCGUCUGCGACUUUGUCCCCUGUCCUCAGCUGUCCCGUCAGCCUCCGUCGUAUCUUUUCACUCGAUGACUUGCAGCCUGCUAUCAUAUUUCCGAUCCUAGUGAGAGAAAGUGUGCGUGGCUACAAAAUCGACUUCCAGCGCCAAAAAGCCUACGUUCUCCGGCCGACUUUCAUGAUCACCUCUUUGUCGUCCAACCGCGGGUCAAUCAAGAAAUCUACCGCGAACACAGUCGCUUGCCGUGCUUCUUCGCCACAGUUCACCCAUCUGUAGGGUGAAUGCCAGCGAUGGCCCGCCCAAAUUUUAUCGAGAUACCUGCCAACGACUCCUCCCGAGCCAGCAGUUCGUUGUCCAAGCAUUCCCACCUCUCCCCCCGAAUCCAACAUUUUGACGGCGAUGUACCUCCGGCGCUAUCACCAUUGGAUGCCAUUGCGGCCAGGAGUCGGAAGUUGGCCAAAGAAUUGGAGGAAACCAGAAAAGCUGGGGAGAGGCGCAUGAGCAGACUCCCACCUCAAGUUGUGACGGAAUCCCUGACCGAACAUCAAAAGACGCGUCCUCCCAUCUUCCGCGCGCUAUCUGAUGGCCUUGACACUGUUCCGCCUCUGCCUACGAUUGAUAAGGACGGUCGAUCAGGCAGUUUCCCCAAGCUCUCGACGCCGCUGAACAGGCCGACGUCUCAGCAUGUUCGCAUGAGUGCCAUUUACAAACAAGAGGGACCCGGGCAGGGCAGAGAAAAUGCUUCGCACGACGACUACUUUGGUGUUCCCAGAGUAGAGUCCCCUGCCCCAUUAGACGGACACCGCACUUUUCUACCAUCAGACGACCCAAAUAGCCCGGCCUCGAUUUCAGAGUUCGUGACCCAACAGAUGCCAGAACAAUCCCAGACCGACCGGUCUGCGACUUUGGCACCGCCCCGGUCGCAUUCAGACAGAUUGCGACCAUAUCAGGAUGCCUCUGACGAUGAUUAUGCCAGCUCCAAUGCUGGAUCGACGUUUUCACCCACAAGGAAACUGUCUUCUAAUAGUGGAAUGUCGGCACCUCACUCUCCACACUCGCCUUAUAGAUCUUACCAUGCUCGGUCGCCUUCCAAUCUCUCUCUGGAAUCUCCAACGAGGUCCCAUUUCACUCGCAACUUUUCUCGACCUUUGAGUUCAUCCAGUAUGACGAAUCUUACGACUGAAAAGAGUCCAUCCAAGGGUCCGUGGGCUGCUCAAAUGAGUAAUCUGCGGACUGCAAGCUCCUUUGACGACUCCAGGCCGCCGCAAGGAUACGUCUCGGGUGAAGCAUCCUCGUACACUCAUGUUACAUACAGCUUGCCGCGAGGUCGGAAGGUCUCGAAUGGUAAUGCUCUGGAUUUAUCGGCUCUGUCAAAGCCGCAUUUUGAGUGGGAGGAACCCAUGUUUCCGGGCACACCUCCCAUGGAAGCGAAUAACAGCAGCGAACUUGCUGUUCCCUCUCCAAUGGCAUCGGCAAGACCAAGCAGAGAGGAGCCGUCCAACGAGCGGUCCGGCUUUUCCUUCGAGUACGAUGCGGAGCGACCACUUGCUCCGGAACAUGAAUCCAGACAAUCUUCUACAUACACCCCGACGGGUUCAUUACGAUCCAACGACUCGUCCGUGCAGAGGCCAUCUAUUGGAGAUGCACCUUCUGCGGCUUACACGAUCCCUCCAGUUCCAUUAUCACCCGUCGCAGAAGCAUCCCACUCUUCUAGAUCCAAUAGCACUGUUCGGCCUACCACUGCCCGAUCGAUCAGUAACUACCAAGCACUGUCUGCGGAGGAACAUGUGAAUAAAGCUAUCGAACUGCACGAGCAUGGUGAUCUGAAAGAGUCGACCUAUCAUUUACGAAUCGCCGCGAACAAAGGCCAUCCCACGGGGAUGCUGUUGUACGCUCUUGCAUGCCGUCAUGGCUGGGGCAUCAGACCGAAUCAAAAGGAGGGCGUCCAAUGGCUUCGCAAAGCCGUGGAUUCCGCCAUGCUGGAGAUUGCAGACGACGAGAAUCCUUCUUCCCAAAAGCCCGGCACCGAUUUCAACGACAAGAAGACGCAUCGCGCACAGUUUGCACUGAGUAUCUACGAGCUAGGAGUUUCUCAUCUCAAUGGCUGGGGUAUCGAGCAGGACAAAGCACUGGCUUUGCGAUGCUUCGAGGUUGCUGGAAACUGGGGCGACACGGAUGCUUUGACUGAGGCUGGCUUUUGCUACGCCGAGGGCAUUGGGUGUAAAAAGGACUUGAAGAAGGCCGCCAAGUUCUAUCGGAUGGCCGAGGCCCAGGGGGUGAGCAUGAUUGGAAACAGCUGGAUCCACAAAGAAAAGUACAACGACACUGAUGACAGUGUAAGUCGGUCCAGGUCUUCGAAGAAGAACAACUCGGAAAAGCCACGCAGCAAAUCCAAGUCACGCGGUAUUUUCGGAAGGAAGAAGUCGACGACUGCUUAGACGCAGCAGCACAGAAAAUGUGAUAUGGUUCGAGGCCUUUAAUGACGACAUGUUAUGCUUUUGAUUGAGAGUGUUAUACUCUGGUAAAAGCGUCAUGAUUUUUUGGGGUUUGAUCGAAUGUGUGGACAUUAUUGCAAUUGAUCUGUUGGAACACUAUCGAGGGCAAGAUUGUCGGCCGAUCCGGCCAUCGAAUCCAUUGCAGUUGCAUGAUGGCAGAUCUGUGGAGGCGGAAAAAUUAAUCCUUCGACUCUGGAGAUUAUCCUCCGUUUUGCAAUAUAUAUUCGCUCGAAGAUUGGCAAAGCACGUUGCGGCUGAGACGUCUUCGGCUACAUGUACAGCUUGAGUACCCUUGUUCAUCUUGAUCGUGCGAUAUAAUACCACAAUGUGGUGAGUGAUUGGCAGAUCGCGAUGCCACAGCCACGUACAACGUAGGUGACAGCCUUGCAGAUAUCGAUGACUAAUGCAUUACAUAACACGUAAGUCACACAUCGCGCCAUGUUGUGAAUGUAACAAUGGCCACA
Molecule: messenger RNA, 3183 nt
Organism: Exophiala dermatitidis NIH/UT8656
Lineage: Eukaryota; Fungi; Ascomycota; Eurotiomycetes; Chaetothyriales; Herpotrichiellaceae
Exons: 2
Coding region: 506-2662 (718 amino acids)
Molecular function (GO): protein binding
Source: RefSeq, a predicted model, not a curated record